Geosmithia morbida is the source of this 1164-nucleotide messenger RNA. RefSeq lists its product as uncharacterized. The transcript is spliced from 3 exons. The coding region runs from base 1 to 1164 and encodes 387 amino acids. The record is from RefSeq and is a predicted model, not a curated record. Lineage: Eukaryota; Fungi; Ascomycota; Sordariomycetes; Hypocreales; Bionectriaceae.
AUGGGAGCUGCCAAGGAAUCUCAGCUUCCUGGCCUUUCCGGCUUCGACCCGGUCUCCAUACAGCCAUGGACCGUCAAGGUCGUCGUCGUCAUGACGGUUCUGGCCUUAGUCUUCGUCGGUCUUAGGUUGCUGAGUCGCUAUCUGAAGAAGCAGGCGCUCUGGUGGGACGACUACAUGAUCAUUUUCUCCAUGCUCUGGAACCUGGUCGUUGUGGGCUUCAUCUUUGCCAUGCACGACUGCGGAAUGGGCCUCCACGCCGACCUCGUGGACCCCUCCGACCUUGUCAUGAUGGCCAAGUGGCUCCUCGUUGCCGAGAUCCUGUACGCCUGGAACCUUGGCUGGACCAAGCUGAGUCUGCUUCUCAUGUACUACCGCAUCUUCCGCGUCUCCUACUUCAAGAAGAUGGCAUGGGCGGUCGGCGCCUUCGUCAUGGCCUGGGUCGUCUGCGUCACCUUCCUCUUCAUCUUCAUCUGCGUGCCCGUCCAGAAGCUUUGGUACCCCGAGCUCCCCGGACGCUGCAUCGACCAGGUCGGCACCUGGAUCUCCAACGCAGCCUCCACCCUAUUCACCGAUCUCAUCAUCCUUUGCCUGCCCAUCCCUCAGAUCUGGAGACUCCAGCUCAGCAAGCGGGAGAAGAUUGGUCUGACUAUGGCCUUUGGUCUCGGUUUCUUUGUCGUCUUCGCCUCCGCCUACCGCACCAGUGUUCUCUUCACCUACUCGUCCACCGAUCCCAGCUACACGCUUGCGCCUACUGUCGGGUGGACCGAAAUCGAGAUGUCGGCCGGAAUCAUCUCCGCCUGCCUCCCCACCCUCCUCCCCAUCAUCAAUUACAUCGCCCGCCGCUUCGGCAUCAGGACCCCCCUCAGCAGGGCCGUCCACAGCGAUGGCCGCUCCAAGCAGUCCAGCUCCGCCCCCGAGAGCAAGGGAAACCUGACCGACGUCAGCACCAAGCGAUCCAGCAACAACUUCUAUCGUCUCCCCGAUGAGGAGCACGACAACGCACCCGCGCCCAUCGACUCCAAUCUUAGGCCCGACGGCAAGGAGUACGGAUACACCAUCAAGACCACAGGUCGUGGUGGCAAGGACGACGACAGUGGUGACGACAUUCCCCUGCGCGGUAUCCGGGUGCGGACAGACUUCGAGAGGACGACUAUGAAGAAGUAA